Chenopodium quinoa (quinoa) is the source of this 720-nucleotide messenger RNA. RefSeq lists its product as uncharacterized. The record is from RefSeq and is a predicted model, not a curated record. Lineage: Eukaryota; Viridiplantae; Streptophyta; Magnoliopsida; Caryophyllales; Amaranthaceae. The transcript is spliced from 2 exons. The coding region runs from base 73 to 633 and encodes 186 amino acids.
UUUGGUUUGGUGCAUGUACGUUCAAAGGCGGCGAAAAACAAUGGCCAGUUACCAACUGCACAUGAUCUUUUCAUGAAGACACACUUCAAGGAGAUCCCUGGGAAAGGAAAGGUGCCAGCAAAUGCCAAAGUCAAGAACAUUGCGGAGAACUACCAGAAGAAUGUUGAAGAAGCCACCACUCAAGGGAUUAAAAAGAGUCCUAAUGAGUUGUUUUGGGAGAGUGUGGGUGGUUGCAACAAGAAGGGUCGAGUGAGGGGACUUGGCCAAAGUGCAGAGCUGUACUUUGGAAACCGGACGGGUCGAGGUUCUAGGCCUUCACAACAGUACACACCGUUUGUUGUUAGUCAGAUGCAAGACCAGAUGGACCAUAGGGUGGAGGCUCUUCGUAGUGAGAUACGCAAUGAACUCCGAAGUGAAAUACGAAGUGAACUUCGGAGUGAAAUGGAAGUUGAGAUGCAAGCUCAAAUUCAAGCUGAAGUAGCCCAAAUGGAAAGGAGAGCUGAGGAGAGGUGGAAUGACUUCAUCAGACGAUUUGGCAACGACACCUGUUCCACCAUUCAGCCUCAGCGACGAGACCCUAGGGAUGACCCGGGUAGUGGAGGAGCAAGCCAGGGUACCCCUGCAGUUUUUUAGCCUAGCUUAGGUUUAUGUAGUACGGACAAGUAGUUAAUUAGAAUUUAUGUAGCAUUUGAUGAUUUUCCCGCUUUUGUAGAAUUACUA